Messenger RNA from Chara braunii, 3299 nucleotides. The record is from the annotation of a GenBank genome assembly. NCBI's taxonomy places the organism in Eukaryota, Viridiplantae, Streptophyta, Charophyceae, Charales, Characeae.
UCCAACGGUCAAAUAUUUCAAAAUUUGUUUUAUGUACGGGUUGUGAUGCUGUCGCCGACCACCCCAUUUGCUGCCAUUCGCGUGCAUGCGUGAGGGUUGUCCGUUCGGGUGGUCAUCUACACGUGGUGCUUUUCAUGGCAGACAUCUACCAGCAGCUACCGCUCCUGUUACUAACAUCUCUUCUGCUACUUCUUCUCGUCUUUUUGCGCGCCUUCGUCGUGACGUGGCCUCCUCGGCGUAGACAGAGACGACAAGUGGAUAGGAAGAUGACAAUGGACAGGCGGGACAACUCCGUCGGACAGCAGAGACGUGUGAUGGAUUUCUCCAUUCCUGAUCGGCCCCGGUCCGGCCAUCGACCCGCCACAUAUGACCCGUCCUUGUACAGUCACCUUCCACCGCACGAAGAGCCGCUACCGCCGGAUCCGGAGGACGCCUGGGUUGAGGAUCUGUCGCACACACUUCCUCUGGGCAGUGGAUCUACGCAUGAGUGGACGAGCAGGAAGUGCCGGCAGAGGGAAGCAGGGACCACGCGCGAGUCGUUCACCGCAUUGCUGGAGGAGGGUGUCGACAACGCCGCCACGAAGCGUGUGGACUUGGAUUUCAGAUUGUGCAGCGGGAGUGGUGCAAGUGGUCCGAUCCACGGCGGGCGGGUGGUGGGAUCGCCAACGUUGGGAGGAGGAUCGUCCCAUGUCGGUGGGCCGACGAAUGGGUGUCGUCCACCGGUCCCGAGUUCCAUGGGCGCCGGGCCAUUUGGCGAGUCGUCGAGGUCAGUGACACCCAUCCGCCCCUCGGUGUCUUCGCCUGCAAUGCGGCAGAGGGCGACCGCAAGUGCUGCAAUCAAUGAUGGGACUCCACCGGAAGACAUCGGGAGGCACGCGUGGGAGAACUGCCGCCUACAGAUGCGGCGUGCUGGCACGGAGAACAUAACCACCGGUGUGUCCAGGAUUCGUGUGGGGAGCGACGUGGAUGCGGACGAUAGCCGUCGGGCGAGUGGGGACGAGUCUUCGGAUUCUCGUUGCGAAGACGACGCGGAAGACGGUGAGGUGCUGGAGAUCCGACCCAUGGCUGCGCGUGGUGGGCGGAGGGGAGGACGCAGACGUCAGCAGAGGGGCGAGUCGCGUGGUGGCCGAGGAUCGAAGGCUCUUGUGGGCGACAAGGGUGGCAAGCACCCAGCUUGGAGUGUGGAGGAGAUGCAGAAGCUCGCUCGAGCGAAGCGGGAUCAGCAAGCUCAUUUCGAGGGAAUGCCACACAACUACGGCCGCAUGCGCAACAGGGAGUGGAAGCUGCUGGACCUACAAAAGUGGUUGGCGGAGGUCGGAGUGAACAGGACAACGAACGACAUUGGGAAGAAGUUUGACAACGUCUUCCAGCAGUACAAGAAUUUGCAGCGUUACCAGAACAUGUCCGGUGGGAAUAACUUCUUCACAUUAACUCUUGCAACGAGAGCGGACGAGGGUUUCAACUUCCGAAUGGAUGAGCGAGUCUUCAAUGAGAUCGACAACAUGUCGAAAAAAAACAAGACCAUCUACCCGGACAACGUGGCAGACACGAGCGCCCGCGGAGGAGUGCCACCAACAAUGGAUGGUCACCGCCAGGCGGUCGUUGGUGGAGAGUCCUCUGCUGGUGGAGAGGGGGGUGAUGGCGUUGACGAAGAUGUGGGUUCAGCGCGGGAGACGGGGUUUAGUGCAGGGAGCACGGGCACUCCAGCGAAGAGGAAGAACAUGCGGCAGCAGACCUUCGACGCCAUCGCCGAAGUCAUGGACAAACACGGUGCAUUGAUGGCGGACAUGGUAGAGAGUGUGAGCAAACGGCAAUCGAAUGGCGCCUCGUUGCCAGCAGAAGGCGAAACGUCCACACGGUGGUUCCGGCAAAGCAGGUGCAGGGCAAACAGGAAGGGGCCACAUCCCAAAGUCGAAGAAGCUCCGCGCAGGAGACGGGUCGGAAGGAGAGAUGGGGGUGACGGGGGAGAGGAGGAGACGCCUAUGGACAUCACUUGUGCAGGGACGCCUGUGCUCGGGUUCGGGCGUGACGGUGUGAGCAGGCAGCGUAUGCUUGCGCUCACCAACCUUGGCGUCCUGACGUCCACGCGCGGCGGCAGUGGCGGGACGACUCGUGCGCAAGGAGUUUCGUCCGGUGACAUUCCGCCGCAGAGGGUCGUGGGUUCUGCAUAUACCAUUGCAUCCGUGUCCGAGCGUGGCGAAAAAGCUCCGGUAGGUGAGUCUCCAUCGCGCCACGUGGAGGCGUCGAACCCGACGAUCAUCGCCGCUUCACCGAGGGCUGUGCUUCAAUUCGCGCAAGCAGCGAGCGCCGCUAUCCAUGCCGCCGCCCUCGGUGUUGGAGAAAGGCGAGAAGAUCGGAGGGUGGAAGAGGCGAGGAGAAAACAUGAGAGGAGGGAGGAGACUCCGUGCGGGGAAGAAGAGGACGACCAGCCUCUGAGCGCGAGGAAGAAAAGGUCCCGCCAAGAGGAGGAGUUGGAGGCGAAAUCGAAGUUGUGGGUGGACGGCAAUGCAUUCUGGGCAACCGGCCCCGGACGGAUGAUCGUGGACAAGGUGCAUUCCUACGCGGACUACUUCUGCGCGAUCGUCAAUGGAAAUGCAGGCGCUUGCACUCCGAAAGGCCUCAUGAUGCCACCCCCCGAAGUCCCGCGCGAGCGGAUCGAAGAUGGCGCGCAACGAGAGCCAGCUCUCAGACGGGCGAGACGAACGGAGAACGUGGCAAUGCGCGUCAUCCACGGAUGGAUAUUCAGGUCGUCUUCAAGGUCCGAUGGGUUCGCCCGCGCGGAGUCCUACUGGUGGGAUGGCGGUAGAUUGUCACACCAGAGAGUGAGCAGAAUCGGGGAUGUUUUCCACCUGCUUCUCGCCGCAUGCAUGUGGAUCAUGCGCAUGGGAGGCGACGAUGCGCGCUCCUACGACGAGGCGUCAUACUACGCGCAGCUGGUGGCGAAGCCGACUCUCGUGGUGGCGUGUUCAUUGUCCUUCAACUGGCGCCGCCAUGUGAUGCACUCGACGAACGCGGUCUUGAGUCGCCUGCGGAAGCCACCGUUGACGCUGGGCGCUUUCCCUGACUACAUCCCGGAUUGGGCUUCGUGCGGAGUGCGGUACAACUGCAAUGCUGGUCUGGCGGACCCCUACGUCACGGCGAGAGUGGACUGGAUGGGGACGGGACCUUUUGAAGGCGAUCAGAAGGAGGACGGGACAAAUGACGAAACGGGAGCGUAAGUGUCCUCGAUAUGGCCGUCUUGCGUGACAAGGAAGAAGGAGGACGGGACAGAUGACGAAACGGGAGCGUAAGUGUCCUCG